UUAUGUAUAAUGAAUAUUCUUUCUUUAUAUCUUCUUCUCGAAAAAAUUUUCAUCCACCCGCCAGAUUUGACUAUAUCAUAGUAGUGAACAUUUCAAAAUUGAAUGAUGAUAUACAUGAUGCAAUACAAAUGUGUGACUUUGUGUGAAAAAUUGAAAUGAAAUCAACUGGAAGUCAAUUGUGUUGCUUAUAAAAAGAGGUUAUAUGCAUUGUCUAUUCUGACAAUUGACCACUUUGAAGUAUAGUGUCAAAUCGAGUGACAUUGACAGUUCAGCAACCGAACAACACAAAUUCACGCAUCAUAAUGUUUAUCUCGGCUUGAAAUUAGUUUAUCAUAUUAAUUUGGUUAAAAAUAUAGAGAAGACAAUAAUGGAAGUGAUUUGUUACGUCUGCAACGAGCAGACUGACAAUUGGCGCCGAAAUUUCACUGAACUCAAGUCACAGCAUUCGAAUACGCCGAUUGUUGAUUUACUCAAGCGAUUUCUGGACGAUUUUGAGUCACAGCGAAACAUUGAAAGCGAAUCGAAUUGCAUUUGUGCAAAGUGUUUGAAUCGCAUCGAUGACUACGAUUGUAUGUGUGUCUUGUGCGCGGAAAGAGAAACAGAGUUAAAGGAGCUUCUUUGGGCCACAGAAAAAUCGCACAUUUAUCAAGCAACUGUAUUGCUGCCAGAACCCGAAUAUGUAUUAAAUCCAGAUGCUGAAACUGUGGUACCGCCGAAAAAAAUCGAAAUAGACGCAGAUUGUGAGGUUAAAGACGAGCCUAUCAUCGAAUCCGAUACCAAGCUAGACCCCAUGGCCGAUCCAAUAUCAAUUGAAAAUCAACCAAAUAAAGUAUGGACAAUCAUUGAAGUAGUGCCAACGCAACAGAGAGAGCCUCUGUCAAGGGAAAAUGAAAUCAGUGAACUACCGUCAAAGAAGCAAAUCAUAGAAUCAAAUGUAAACCUGGGAAUAAUUCCAGCCGACUACAAAAAUUCCGUCUUUAAACAUGGUUGGAAUCCACAUCGAGGAAAAUCAAAAAUUCCAUUGAUAUCCAGAUCAAAAAUUCCAUUGAUAUCCAGAUCAAAUAAGACAGAGAUUCCAGCGGAAAAUGCCGCCGCACCUAAAAACAGUCAGCCACCAAAUUCAAAAUCAAAAAAACCAUUGACAAAACGCAUCUACCGAACAGAUGUCAAUGCCGAGACAUUAACAGAAAGUGAAUUGAAUCGAUAUUGCGCACAAUGUAAAUUUCUUUUCUACAAAAAGACAAAUCACGAGAAUCAUAUGAAAGUACACCGACGAACCUGUGAGUUUUGUGGCAUUCGUUUUUCGACAUAUAAUGAGUGUAGGGCUCACUUGCCAUGGCAUAAGAAACAAAUUGCGCUUAUGUGUCAAAUCUGUCAUUUAAAGCUGGCCAGUGAAGACGAACACCGAAAUCAUUUGAAACUACACGACGGAAAAUCGAAUCUUCAAUGUGUUAUUUGUGACAAAGAAUAUACAAAUAAAUGGGGUUUGAGGCUUCAUACUAAAAAUCACGGUGAGCCGUCGGUAUUGUGUGAUUUAUGUGGGAAAUCAUUCUACAAUAGAGACAGAUUGAAGAUGCAUCGCCGAACUCACGUUGUUGAAAAUCUAUUCAAAUGCUCGCAUUGCCCAAAAACAUUCAAAGCUAUUGACUAUUUACGCGUUCACGAGAAAAUUCAUACGUCCACAGAACGACCAUUUGCCUGCUCAGUUUGUGAUAUGCGCUUUAAACGGAAGGACCAUUGGAAGGCUCACGAAAAACGGCACACCGAAAAUACAAAAACGGUAAAAUGCGCAAUUUGUCCGGCGGCUUACGAACACAAAUUCCACCUGAAACAACACAUGGAAAGGAGACACGGUGCUGAACGACCACAAGGCACACUCGAAAAUUGAUGCAGUUGUUAAUUGAACAGUUCAAAAAAACUAGAUUUUUUCAUAUUUAGUGUGUAAUAUAAUAAAUUUAUGAAAGUUUGAAGCUCUUUUUUUUAAAUGGAAA
Molecule: messenger RNA, 1991 nt
Organism: Sitodiplosis mosellana (orange wheat blossom midge)
Lineage: Eukaryota; Metazoa; Arthropoda; Insecta; Diptera; Cecidomyiidae
Product: zinc finger protein draculin-like
Exons: 6
Coding region: 368-1888 (506 amino acids)
Biological process (GO): regulation of transcription by RNA polymerase II
Cellular component (GO): chromosome
Molecular function (GO): chromatin insulator sequence binding
Source: RefSeq, a predicted model, not a curated record